Sorghum bicolor (sorghum) is the source of this 1766-nucleotide messenger RNA. Its product is annotated as protein RAE1. Gene Ontology annotation, cellular component: nuclear pore. Lineage: Eukaryota; Viridiplantae; Streptophyta; Magnoliopsida; Poales; Poaceae. The record is from RefSeq and is a predicted model, not a curated record. The transcript has 12 exons. The coding region runs from base 172 to 1203 and encodes 343 amino acids. Gene Ontology annotation, biological process: RNA export from nucleus; transcription-dependent tethering of RNA polymerase II gene DNA at nuclear periphery. Gene Ontology annotation, molecular function: RNA binding; ubiquitin binding.
UGCAUUCAUUCCCCUUCCGUCAGCUGCAUCCACUCGUGGCUGUCUGCUUGUCUUGCCCCCCUCUCGCUCUCCGACGACUGGUGCGCCGCGCCGCCGCCGCCCUAAGCCAGGUGCUGAGGCUUUAUUUCGUCUCUUCGCCGGCGAACGAGCACCCACGAGGCGUAGAGAGAGAUGGCGAGUCUAACCGGCCUCGCCGCGAACCCUAAUCCGAACAAGUCAUUCGAGAUACUGCCGAACCCGGGUGACUCCGUCUCCAGCCUCAGCUUUAGUCCCAAGAGUAAUCUGCUUGUGGCAACCUCCUGGGAUAACCAGGUGAGGUGUUGGGAGAUUGUUGGUGGCAACAGUCAGCCAAAGGCAUCCAUAUCACAUGACCAGCCGGUCCUCUGCUCCGCUUGGAAAGAUGAUGGAACUACUGUCUUCUCUGGAGGCUGUGACAAGCAGGUCAAAAUGUGGCCUCUGCUGUCAGGUGGGCAGCCUCAGACAGUUGCGAUGCAUGACGCGCCUGUCAAGGAGGUCGCCUGGAUUCCUCAGAUGAAUCUUCUUGUCUCUGGAAGCUGGGAUAAGACUUUAAGGUACUGGGAUACAAGACAAGCAAAUCCUGUGCAUAUCCAGCAACUUCCUGAGCGUUGCUAUGCUCUUACUGUGAAUUAUCCCCUUAUGAUUGUGGGAACUGCUGAUCGUCAUCUUGUUGUCUUCAAUUUGCAGAAUCCUCAGACGGAGUUCAAGCGUAUCCAAUCACCACUAAAAUACCAGACACGGUGCCUUGCUGCAUUCCCUGAUCAACAGGGGUUUCUGGUGGGUUCAAUAGAAGGAAGAGUUGGUGUUCAUCAUAUUGAUGAUGCACAGCAAAGCAAGAACUUCACAUUCAAAUGUCACAGGGAAGGAAAUGAUAUAUUCUCUGUCAAUUCACUCAACUUCCACCCUGUCCAUCACACAUUUGCAACUGCUGGAUCUGACGGCGCUUUCAACUUCUGGGAUAAGGAUAGCAAGCAGAGGCUAAAGGCUUUCAGUAGAUGCCCCCUUCCCAUUCCUUGCAGUACCUUCAACAGUGAUGGUUCCAUAUUUGCUUAUGCGGUUUGCUAUGACUGGAGCCGUGGGGCUGAAAAUCACAACCCUGCAGCUGCAAAGACAUCUAUCUAUCUCCACAGUCCACAGGAAACCGAGGUGAAAGGAAAGCCACGCCUCACGACAGGCAGGAAGUGAUUACAUUGCAGAAGAUGUUACUAAAUGGCUGCACAAGAAAUCAUGAUGUCACUCACUAGUUAUGUUGUGCCCCCCUCCUAUCUUGGGAAGUCUGGUAGAUUGUAAAUUUCAGCUUACUUGUAGGCGCCAAUUAUAGGGUUUCUGUUGGAAGUCUUAACAUGCUGUAGUACGUGGUGUUUGUGGUGUCUUCCAAAUAGAUUGUCUGUGGAGGCUCCGUGAUCAUCUCCCUACUGCUUAUUUUGGCAGUAAAAUCAGUGUACCAAAGAAUGUUCUAAUGUAAAUUUUCGUGCAUAUGGUCGUAUGGAUAGAUACUAAUGGAGUUGUAGUUCACAGAUAAAUCCGGUUCUGGAUUAUGAUGGGCAUGGAGCAAUCUAUGGAUACCCACCGAGCCAAUCGGUUCAAUCUAAGGUAGCCUUUCAGGUUGAGUGAUGAAAAGUUUGCCAGUUUAGGGCAUGUUUGGGACUGUUUACCUCCAUGUUUUUUUUAAGUUCCGCCCCAUGUUUUCCAGCAAAAACAUGUGUAGCUCUAUGAACUCAGUUCUGGCCAACCUUUGGGCUGGCUUU